GUUUGCAAUGGAGUUUGGCCCAAUCCAGAGCCACCACCCCUCUGCACUUUUGGCUGCGCCUAAGGUGUUUGAUUAUUAUCCAAAAGUGCAGCACCCGUCCCGUCCCCUUGGGAAGGUGGUGGUCCUCUUGGAUUGAGGAAUAGGCCGAUAAUUUUAGGAUCAGGGAAUAGGAAAAGGAACAAAUUAUAAUGUCAGGAGGAGGAGGAGCUUCUGAAAGGUCGCUAGACCAGACACCCACAUGGGCAGUCGCAUUGGUCUGUGUAGUCAUCAUUAUUAUUUCUAUACUCUUGGAGAAAUUUCUUCAUUCAGUUGGAUCGACUUUCGAGAGAAAACGAAAGAGAGCACUGUAUGAAGCUUUGCAGAAGAUUAAGGGUGAGCUCAUGGUUCUGGGAUUUAUUUCCCUCCUCUUAACAUUCGGUCAGAAUUACAUUGCUAAGAUUUGCAUUCCUGCAAGUGCUGCCAACACUAUGUUGCCAUGCCCUGCUAAGUAUGCUACACGCGAAGAUGGAGGGGGACACGAAGACGGACACCAUCGAAGGCUUCUGUGGUAUGAGCAUAGACUUUUAUUAGAUGACAGUUCGCCCCAAGGGUGCAAGCCUGGCUAUGAACCAUUAAUAUCUAUCCACGGAUUGCACCAGCUACACAUUUUCAUAUUUUUUCUAGCAGUCUUCCAUGUCAUCUUUAGUGUGACAACCAUGAUGCUUGGAAGGAUGAAGAUCCGAGGAUGGAAGGAAUGGGAAGAAGAAAUUACUUCUGGAAAAACUUCAUAUGAUCCUUCAAAAAUCAGGUUUACAAAGGAAAUUUCUUUUAUUAGGGAAAACACCAGAUUUAUGCCACACACACCGGUUCUUUUCUACAUGGCUUGUUUUUUCCGGCAAUUUUAUAGGUCUGUUUGUAAAACUGACUACUUAGCCAUGCGCCAUGGAUUUGUUACAGUCCAUUUAGCACCUGGAAGCAAUUUCAAUUUUCAAAAGUACAUAAAAAGAUCUAUGGAAGACGACUUCAAGGUUGUCGUCGGAAUCAAUUUUUUGUUAUGGUUGUCUGCAGUGCUGUAUUUGCUGAUGAAUGUGAAUGGAUGGCAAUUAAUGUUAUGGCUAUCUAUACUACCUUUCAUUACACUGUUAGUAGUUGGUACAAAGCUUCAAGCAAUUAUAACACAAAUGGCGCUUGAGAUUGAAGAAAGGCAUGCUGUAGUUCAGGGCAUACCACUGGUGCAAGUCUCAGACAGAUAUUUUUGGUUUAGCAAACCAAAGUUAGUCCUUCAUCUUAUCCAUCUCACCCUUUUUCAGAAUGCGUUUGACAUAACAUAUUUCCUCUGGAAUUCGUAUGAGUUUGGAUCAGAUUCUUGCUUUCACGAAAGCUUCCAUCUCGCCAUGGCCAGAGUGGCAUUCGGGAUUGGGGUACAGUUCAUGUGCAGCUACAUUACGCUUCCACUAUAUGCGCUCGUCACCCAGAUGGGUUCUAGUAUGAAGCAGUCCAUUUUUGAUGAACAAACUUCAAAAGCCCUGAUGAAGUGGCGCAAUAAGGCGAAGCACAAGAACCACCACCACCACCACCAUGUGACGAGGGAGCAUGGAUCCAUCAAAGUAAGGAAGUUGGGAGGCAGCAAAAGCUCAGGUCAUUUACCAGACGCCGCGGCAGCUGGGAAAUCGUCGUCCAUAGAUGAUGCCUCUUCUGCUUCUGGACACACCAUAGAAAUUCACGAGGAUCAUCAGGAGGGAAAUAAUGAUGAUCAUUCUAAUGUCGUUGUCGAUGACGACGAUAAUGGAAACUCCAUGCCCACCAACAAUAAUACCUCCUUAAUUGAUUCAUAAUGUUCCUUCUCAAUGAUCUGUUCAAAUGGUCAUACAUACAAGCAUUAAUUGUAUUGCAUGACUGCAAAUUUUCAAUAUACAUUAUUCCUUUUUCCUCUCCUA
Ipomoea triloba (trilobed morning glory) is the source of this 1916-nucleotide messenger RNA. RefSeq names its product MLO-like protein 9. The coding region runs from base 189 to 1814 and encodes 541 amino acids. The transcript has 15 exons. Gene Ontology annotation, cellular component: membrane. Gene Ontology annotation, biological process: defense response. NCBI's taxonomy places the organism in Eukaryota, Viridiplantae, Streptophyta, Magnoliopsida, Solanales, Convolvulaceae. The record is from RefSeq and is a predicted model, not a curated record.